GAUAUUGCUAGGUUAAAAUAUGUACGUCAACAAGACGCUUGCCCUUACGCUGCGCCAAGAUAUUUUAUCAAUUAAUCGACUUUUGCAAGAAAUAAGCAAAACAUAUCAGUUAGAGCUUACUAAUUCAUGGUUAUUUCCCACAAAAUCUUGUAGUGUUUUAUGCGAAACUAUUAUAAACCAGAGUUUGGAUGAGUAUCCUUAUGAAAAGUGCUUGGAAAUUUUAGUUGACAGGUUGUAUGUGUUUAAUAAUAUUAUCUUACUACACCUAAAAAAGGAAAAAAGAUCUACAAAUAGUUCGCUAGUAGUACAACCAACCAAACCUUCCAUAGGGAUAUCCAUAAGACUUAUAUGGGAGUACAUCACUAAACUUUGCAAUACAAGAAUACAACAACAAAAAAUUGCCAAUAAAUUAACUACAGAAGAACUCAUGGACCGAGCAUCCCAAACUGACAUUUGCUCUUUAAAUAGAUGCGAUAGUUGUAGCUCAGCUAUUUCCUGCAUGAAGUCAAUACUGAGAACAUUUGAGGCCCAAAAAGACCGUGUUAAUUUGAAGUACCAAAUACUCGAUAUAACCCAGUUUGGGAGCAUGAUGAAAGCCACUUCUUCCAUUGAAGAAACGUUGCAAAAUCUUUAUCGUCGAUUGCAUAAUGAAGUGAGGGAGAAAGACAAGUUAAAGAACGACAAUGAGCAGCUUAUAAAUAAAAUAAAAGGAUAUGAAUCCAAAACUGAUUUUUUAGAAGAAGAGGUACGAGUACUAAGAAAGGAGUUAGAGAAAGAUGCUCAAGAGAUAACAACUUUCAAAGAAGAAAAUAGCAAAUUAUCAGAGCUGACAGCUAAUCAAUAUAAGAAGAUAAGUCAUUUAGAAAAAACCCUUAAUAACUUUAGUAUCUCUUUUCAAUCAAUGUCAAAAGGCAACUGCAAACUAAAAUCACAAAAUAAAAUAUUACAAUCAAAUGUUGAAACCAGCUUAAGUCUUUUGCGAAAGUGCCAUAGUUCUUUGACAAGCAAACUGUUAAAACUAGAUGAUGAAUUUAUUAUCAUCAAAGCUAUUUUGGAACAGUAUGAAAAAUCUGUUAAAGAAGUAAAUGCCAAGUUGGUAAAGAUUGUGAAAAAUAUUGGAAAAAUUGAUCUUAAGGUCACUCAUAAAUUUGACACAAAAGAAGCAUUGCAAGAGUUGCAAAAAUAUGAAGAUUUUUGCGUAAAAAUUAAAGAAAUUUUUAAGGAAAAACUGGAAAAAUCAAAACCUUCAGAAAUCGUUUCAAUCAAAGGGAAUCCAGUUGAAGACAUCUCUAGACAAAUUGACGAUAAUAAUAGUAAAAUAAGUAUUUUGCAAAAAGAAAACGGAAGGCUAGAAAUAUUAUUAAAUAGAUUUAAGGGCAUUCAAAGAAAGUGAAAAAUAAAGUAUUUUUAAAUUACA
Molecule: messenger RNA, 1417 nt
Organism: Anthonomus grandis grandis
Lineage: Eukaryota; Metazoa; Arthropoda; Insecta; Coleoptera; Curculionidae
Product: coiled-coil domain-containing protein 157-like
Exons: 5
Coding region: 20-1393 (457 amino acids)
Source: RefSeq, a predicted model, not a curated record